Messenger RNA from Dovyalis caffra, 924 nucleotides. Lineage: Eukaryota; Viridiplantae; Streptophyta; Magnoliopsida; Malpighiales; Salicaceae. The record is from the annotation of a GenBank genome assembly.
AUGUCUACUACCAGCUUGAAAGCUCUCAGUUCUCGAGUGGAAGCUCUUUCUAAUUCUGUUACGUCAAGUUAUUAUUCAAUUAGUCACAUUUAUAAUCAAGGGUGUUCUCCAAGCUUCCAAGUGUCAAGAUCAUAUGCUCGCAAUAGGGAUAGGGAUUAUGAUCUUUUUGGCAGUCAAAAGCCAGGGGACGGGGAAUUCCGGGAAACAUGGAAAAAGGAGAUGGAUGAAGAUUCUUGUUUAUGGACAGGAAGUGAAGAUGAAAGUGAUGAUGAGAACAGUUCUGAUAAAGGUAAAAAUCGUCUUGAAAAAGAGAUUCAAAAGGUAAGGCAGCAGGCGAAGGAGCACUCAGACCUUAUUGAUGCUGAUGACAGUGAUGAGUUAAGAAGUGUAUGGUCUGGGAGUGAUGAGGAGAAGACUUUGUGGACUGGUGAUGAAUGUGAUGACGAGGAUGAUAUUCCUACAGAAGCACACCCAAACGAGGGCAGUGAUAGGUAUUUAGAUAAAUUGUUUGAGUUUGAGGAAAAACCGAAGUAUCGGACGAUCUCGGAACUAUUGAAAGCAGAAAAUGAACCAGAAGAGUUGUCCCCAGGGAAGCAAGCUAGGAAACUUGCAGUUGAGAAUGCCUUGAAGAAAUUAAAGAAAGGGCCAGAUGGGCGUUACACCAAUGUGUGGGAAGUCAUGAGUGAUAUAGACAUUCUAAUUGGUGCAUUUGAAAAUAUUGUUUCUGGACCAGAGUAUGAGGAGCUUCGACAGGGAGGUCCUAAGAAAUUGAAUAUGCAGUUUUUCAAGGAUAUACAAGCACGUAUGAGAGAUCCAAAUUUCAAGUUCUCACCUGAGUUGAAGUUGAAACCAAAGAGCAAACUUGUUCCUAGAAAGAAAUGGCAGAAGGCACAGUCAAGACGAAGAAAAGCACAGAGGCGUUAA